AUGGCAGGAAGAAAAUUUGCAGGUGUGCUUGUUCUUCACAUUCUAAGCCUGCUUUGUGCUACUUCCCUUUGCUUGCCCACACCAAAAAUACUAGACUAUGAUGUGGACGGUGGACGGGAUCUUGACAUAUUUGACAUCAAUGAAGAGGCAGGACUGGAUCUGGUGGAGGGGGACAUUGUGCUUGACGAGAGGCAAACUCGGAAUUCCAUAAUAGGGGAUAAGUACAGAUGGCCGUUGACGAUCCCAUAUUACUUGGAAGAUGACUUGGAGAUCAAUGCCAAAGGUGUGACUCUAAAGGCCUUUGAGCAAUACCGACUCAAGUCCUGCAUCGACUUCAAGCCUUGGAGUGGAGAAGCAAACUACAUUUCUGUCUUUAAAGGAAACGGCUGUUUCUCCUCUGUUGGUAACCGACAUGUUGGGAAGCAGCGACUGUCAAUAGGAGCAAACUGCGACCGCAUCGCCACCAUCGAACAUGAGUUCCUUCACGCCCUGGGUUUCUGGCAUGAGCAGUCCAGGGCAGACCGCGAUGAUUACGUCAGAAUCAUGUGGGACCGCAUCUCAGAAGGUAAAGAGCACAACUUUAACACCUAUGACGACACCACCUCCAGCUCUCUGGGAGUACCCUACGACUACGGCUCCAUGAUGCACUACAGUAAAAAUGCCUUCCGUAACGGCACUGAGCCCACCAUCGUCACCAAGAUCCCUGCUUUCAGUGACGUCAUCGGCCAGCGGAUGGAGUUCAGUGACAGCGACCUGCUCAAGCUACACCGCCUCUACAACUGCACCCAGGGCUCCACCUUCCUGGACUCAUGCGACUUUGAACGUGAAAACAUCUGCGGUAUGAUCCAGGGACAAGGAGAUAAGGCCGACUGGGUGAGGGUUGCCAGCGCUGCUGGAGGGCCCGACACUGACUACUCCAACCUGGGCAAAUGCACAGGAUCAGGGUAUUUCAUGCACUUCAGCACUGGCACAGCCAGCACUGGAGAUACGGCUCUGCUGGAGAGCAGGCUCCUCUAUCCUAAAAGAGGUUACCAAUGUCUGCAGUUCUUCUACUACAACAGCGCGGGAGCCAACGACACACUGAAGAUCUAUGUCAGGGAGUAUGACGAAGCAAACCCCAGUGGAACAUUACGCUUCAUACAGACCAUAGAUGGAUCCCCUCAGGAGCUGUGGCAGCUGCACCACGUGAGUCUAGACGCCAAAACCAAAUUCCGCGUCGUCUUUGAAGGCACCAAAGUAGGCUCUGGACCCGCAGCUGGGGGACUGUCUCUGGAUGACAUCAACCUUUCUGAGACCACCUGCCCAGAGUUUAUAUGGCGAGUGAAAAACUUCAGUGAUGUUAUGGACAACACCCCAGCAAACACACCCAUCUAUAGCCCCCCAUUCACCUCCAAGGAGGGUUAUACCUUCCAAAUGACGCUGUACCCCAGUGGGAGGGAAGGCUACCCUGGAGAGCUGUCAGCCUACGCUAAUCUGGUGGCCCGUGAAGGGGACACAGGACAGAUAUGGCCAUGCCCCUGGAAACAGAUGACCAUGAUGCUGAUGGACCAGAACCCACACAUCCAGAAGCGCAUGUCCAACCAGCGCAGUGUCACUACCGACCCCAACAUGAAGGCAUCAGGCUCUGACCAGUUUUUCUGGGAUGAUCCUCGCAAGGUUGGAGGUGAGGUCACGGACACAGAUGGAUCAAAGUAUUUCCGAGGGCCAGGCUACGGUACCGCUGUGUAUCUCACCCACCUCAGAGCCAAAAGCAGAGAUUUCAUUAAGGGAGGAGACGCCAUCUUCCUGCUCACUAUGGAGGACGUGUCCCAUCUGACAGAGUCCCAGCCUUUGCCUUCCUCUCCCUCGCAAACUCCCGCCACCCCCGACAGGUGCCUCGAUGUGAAAUGUGAGAAUGGUGGAAUCUGUGUCGUGGACGAAGGUGGACCUGCUUGCAGAUGUGCCGUGGGAGAAGACUAUUGGUACUAUGGAGACCGCUGUCAGCACUCGAGGACGUACUGGGAUACAACCGUCCUUGCACUCGCCACUUCUUUGUCUGUACUGGGAGCCAUGAUAGUGAUUACAUUAGUCAGCGUCUACUGUGUGAGGAGGAGGUACAAGAAUCGCUCCAAGAAUCACGAUAUAAUCAUGAAAAACAUACAUGCUGAUGGCAAACCCUGAACUUUCUAAUCACUUUAACGGAAGAAUGGAUCAAAAAGCAAGCUGAAAGUAAAAUAAAUGGGGACUUUUCGUGCCAAACUUGUGAGCUAAAUAUUGUCUAAACCAGGCUUUAAUAUAUAAAAUUAUUGUAUUUUUCACAACAGUGAACUGAAACCAGAAUCCAUGAUCAAACAUGAUGUUAGAUUGCCCCCUGCUGGUCAUUAAAUCUAAAAACACAA
Molecule: messenger RNA, 2378 nt
Organism: Acanthochromis polyacanthus (spiny chromis)
Lineage: Eukaryota; Metazoa; Chordata; Actinopteri; Pomacentridae
Gene: mep1bb
Product: meprin A subunit beta b
Exons: 15
Coding region: 1-2160 (719 amino acids)
Biological process (GO): proteolysis
Cellular component (GO): membrane
Molecular function (GO): protein binding; zinc ion binding; metalloendopeptidase activity
Source: RefSeq, a predicted model, not a curated record